Messenger RNA from Capsicum annuum, 2359 nucleotides. RefSeq names its product K(+) efflux antiporter 4-like. Gene Ontology annotation, cellular component: membrane. The record is from RefSeq and is a predicted model, not a curated record. NCBI's taxonomy places the organism in Eukaryota, Viridiplantae, Streptophyta, Magnoliopsida, Solanales, Solanaceae. The transcript is spliced from 20 exons. The coding region runs from base 119 to 1786 and encodes 555 amino acids. Gene Ontology annotation, molecular function: potassium:proton antiporter activity. Gene Ontology annotation, biological process: proton transmembrane transport; potassium ion transmembrane transport.
UAACUUCAAUCGGUUGCCACUCAGCACCCAUUUCCUUUUCUCUGCUUACAAGUUACAACCCUUCCCCCCUCCUUCUCUCUCUAAAACCCUCAUCUGAGUUCUCUCUCUCUAACAAACAAUGCAAAUGCGAGUGCUCUUCGUUUUCCUCAUUAUUCUCUCUUUCUCCUUACAAUGUGUCCUGUCCGAUGAUAAAGAUGCAAACGACGUCGUAAAUGCUUCUGAGUUCAACUCGUCUAGAUCUAUGGAAGUUAGCUUCGCUAACAUGAUCGAUCAAGCUCUUGAAAAGGAGUUCAACGAGACUGACGACAAGUCAGAUGCCACUGAUCACAGAAGCUUCAACAACAGCGUGGCUGAGCAAGAGGCAGUUUUGGAAACUGUUGCAAGGGUCAAGCCCAAGAAGAAUGAGACAAAGGAGGAAAAGUCAUUCCAGUUGCAUGAUGUUUUCCACUUGGAGAAUGACAAUGGAGCUGAAGAUACACCUACCUUGAUAGAUCGAAAGGAUAAUGUCUUUAUUAUGUCUAAUCGCAAGUCAAAGUUUCCAGUGCUGCAGUUAGACUUGAGAUUGAUAUCAGAUCUUGUUGUUGUCAUUGUUUCUGCAACUUGCGGUGGCAUUGCCUUUGCUUGUGCUGGACAACCGGUUUUCACAGGAUAUUUGCUAGCAGGAUCUGUAAUUGGACCUGGGGGUUUUAACGUUGUCAGCGAAAUGGUGCAGGUGGAAACAGUUGCUCAGUUUGGCGUUAUUUUUCUUCUAUUUGCAUUGGGUUUGGAGUUCUCCACGGGGAAGAAAUGCAUUUCUUACUUGUUACUGCAGCUUCGCAUUGUUCGAGCUGUUGCUGUGCUAGGCGGGUUGCUCCAAAUAUUUCUCUUCAUGUGUUUGUCUGGUAUAACAGCCUCGUUAUGCGGUGGGGAAGCAUCUGAAGGUGUUUUUGUGGGUGUCUUCUUAUCAAUGUCUUCGACAGCAGUGGUGUUGAAAUUUUUGAUGGAAAGAAAUAGUGUUAACACCCUCUAUGGGCAAGUCACCAUUGGAACUCUUAUUCUGCAGGAUUGCACGGUUGGUUUGCUAUUUGCACUGCUUCCUAUUCUAGGUGGUACUUCUGGUGCACUUCAAGGAAUGUUUUCCAUGGCAAAACUAUUGGUUGUUCUGGUCACAUUCUUGACCAUUUUGUCAGUACUAUGUCGCACUUGUGUACCUUGGUUUCUUAGGCUUAUGAUAGGCCUAUCUUCCCAGACUAAUGAACUGUAUCAACUUGCGUCUGUGGCUUUUUGCUUGCUUGUUGCUUGGUGUAGUGAUAAACUGGGAUUGAGUCUUGAGCUGGGUUCUUUUGCUGCUGGAGUGAUGAUAUCAACUACCGACCUGGCUCAACAUACACUUGAACAGGUUGAACCUAUAAGGAACUUCUUUGCUGCUCUUUUUCUAGCUAGCAUUGGAAUGCUUAUCCAUGUUCAUUUUCUUUGGAAUCACAUUGAUAUCUUAGUAGCAGCUGUUAUAUUGGUCAUUGUUAUAAAAACGAUAGUGGUUGCUGCAGUUGUCAAGGGGUUUGGUUACACCAAUAAGGCUGCAAUUCUUGUUGGAAUGUCUCUGGCUCAAAUAGGAGAGUUUGCAUUUGUUCUUCUUAGCCGUGCUUCAAAUCUUCAUCUAAUUGAGGGUAAAGUGUAUAUGCUACUUCUGGGCACAACUGCACUUAGCUUGGUGACCACACCUUUCCUUUUCAAGCUAAUUCCUGCUGUGGUGCAUCUUGGAGUACUACUGCGGUGGUUCUCACCUGAAACUCCAAGUGAGAGUUGAGAUCGUGGAAAUGAUUCUUCUUCCAGAUUGGACCCAAGGGAGAUAUCCUACGCACUGACAGUUCUAAGCGUAUCAGUGUACUGCUCCAAGGAUCCCAUGAUUCAUGAUAGUUAAAUAAAAAAAUAUGAAGCAGCAAAAACAGAUAUCAAUUUAACCUGGUGACAUUCUGAUGCUAGAAGACACGAGUGUAAAAGAAGAGUCGACUAACUGGACAGUUCAUAAUCAUGAAGCUCCUAUGCAGCAACAAUUGGGUAGUCUUCUUUGAUACAUCGGAGAGGUCGCAAAAUUCAGAGCACUUGACCUAUCUGCGAACGUUUUGUGGCAUUUAAUUUUUAAUACGUCAUUAUUUCCCCAUUAGUAGGUGCUACAUACAAAUCAUGUCCAUCUGUAAUGCAAUUGUUUAUAUUCUCUAGUUUGAUUUUAGUUUUGUUCUUUUCGGGGUCGUGUCAAAAUAGCCCCAUCACACUGUAAAUAGAUGAUCGAUCACACAUUAUUGUAAGAAUUGUAGUUGUAUGUACACAACUGAUCCUGAAAUUUUCAUGUGGAGUAACCAGUGCAUACAAUUCCAUGCAA